Messenger RNA from Astyanax mexicanus (Mexican tetra), 2517 nucleotides. RefSeq lists its product as uncharacterized. The record is from RefSeq and is a predicted model, not a curated record. The coding region runs from base 240 to 1943 and encodes 567 amino acids. Gene Ontology annotation, molecular function: proton transmembrane transporter activity. Lineage: Eukaryota; Metazoa; Chordata; Actinopteri; Characiformes; Acestrorhamphidae. The transcript has 7 exons. Gene Ontology annotation, biological process: proton motive force-driven ATP synthesis.
UCACACAAACGUGGAGAGUUCGGGUUUUAAAUCCGUGAUUGUGUAGUAGUUUGGGCGCUUUUAGACUUGCUUUGCUUUUAUAAAGGCUUUGCUUUUGGGUUCAUAGAUCAGACAGUGUUAGUAAUCUGCUGAAUAUCUUCUUUUUCUAACUUUUAUAACUAUCUUUAUAAACUAACUCCAAGACAGCAGGCAAAACUAAACCUCGGUGCACACCAGGGAGGGAUUUGUGGAGCUCAAAGAUGGCGGCCUCCUUGCUGAGAAUAGGUCGGCUCGGCUCUCUGAAGGCUCUGCAGGUGGAAAGCUGGGGUGCACUAACAAGAGCUCCAGCAGUUGCUUUUAGUUCAAAAUCUGGAGACAGCAAGAAGUCCAAAAAGUCAAACAAAGAAAAGGCCACGGCAAAAACGUACUUCGAUAUAGAAAAGCUCGUUCAACACAAAUCCUAUGUGGAAUUCCCUCAGAAGAAGGUUGCAGCAUCAGCUGCAGCUGCCACAGCUGCACAAGCUGCACCUCCUGCACCUGCAGCCCCUUCUAUGCCUGAGGCUGUAGUUCCUGAGCCUGCUCCUGUUGUAGACCCAGCACCUGUUGCAGAAGUUGCUGCUGUUGCAGCUGAAACCGCACCUGUUGUUGAAGUUGCAGCCGCUGCCCCUGUGGCUGAAGCUAUCCCUGUUGCAGCCGAAGCAACAGCCGCUGCAAGCGAAGCUGCGCCGGUUGCGGAAGCUGUAGCUGCAGAAGAGUCUGUUGCAGCUGCACCGAAGCCUGAGGUGAUUGCUUCUACUACUGACACUGUUGUCCCGGAAGCCCCAGUGGCAGCACCUGCAGCUGCACCAGAACCUAUUGUGGAAGCGGCAACUCUUGCACCAGAACCUGCACCAGAACCAGCAGCUGCUGCACCAGAACCUAUUGUAGAAGCAGCACCUCCUGCACCAGAGCCUGCACCAGAACCAGCAGCUGCUGCACCAGAACCUAUUGUAGAAGCAGCACCUCCUGCACCAGAACCUGCGACAAAACCAGCAGCUGCUGCACCAGAACCUAUUGUAGAAGCAGCACCUCCUGCACCAGAACCUGCGACAGAACCAGCAGCUGCUGCACCAGAACCUAUUGUAGAAGCAGCACCUCCUGCCCCAGAGACUGUGACAGAACCAGCAGCUGUUGCACCAGAACCUAUUGUAGAAGCAGCACCUCCUGCCCCAGAGCCUCCUGUGGAAGCAGCAGAGCCUGUACCAGCCCCUGAAGCAGCUGCACCAGAGCCUAUUGUGGAAGUAGAACCUCCUGCACCAGAGCCUGUGACUGAACCAGCAGCUGCUGCACCAGAGCCUACUGUGGAAGCACCUGUGGAAGCAGCACCACCUGCACCAGAGCCUCCUGUGGAAGCAGCACCAGAACCUGCCCCCGAAGCAGCUGCACCAGCCCCUGCAGAAGUUGCCUCUGAAGUUGUAGCAGAAGCUCCACCUGCCAUAGAGGCUGAGGCGGCUCCAGUGGCUGAUGCAGUAGCUGAGGCAGUCAUAGAAGCUGCUGCUGAAGUAGUAACUGAAGCUGUCGUUGAAGCUGUCCCCGCUGUGGCAGAGGUUGUAGAGGUUGUAGCUGAAGCUGUGGCUGAAGCUGCUGUAGAAGCUGCUGCUGAAGCUGCGUCGGAAGGGGCCCCUGCAGAGGAGCUGUUAGAUGCCGCAGCCGCGAUUACAGAUGCCGCCGAAGCUCCCAUUGAAGUUGUGGAAGCGCCUGAGGCUGGAUUGGACCCCAUUCAGAGACUCUUCCUGGAUUCAAUUCGUGACUACUCCACCCAGAGCAAAUCUUCUGGUGGACUAGUUGAUGCUGGUCCUGAGUACCAGAAGGCCCUGGCUGAAGAAAUUGCCAAGCUGCAGAGGUUAUACGGUGGUGGUGACCUGAAUUCCUUCCCAGAGUUCAAAUUCCCUGAGCCCAAACUGGAUGAAGUAUCUAGCAAGUGAACAGCCAGUCCUAAAGACAACCCCAUCCUGUGCCUGCCUUCACUGAAUAUGGUGUCUUUUUUCCUGAGUCAACCUCUUUUGUAGUAGAUUUGUAACAGAUAGUUCAUGAACCUUUAAAACCUUUUCACCAGUUUUAUGCAACUAAUUAAUCUGUGUAUUGACUGCACAGUUUGGAAGAUAUUAGCUGUGAGCUUUUAGCUGUGAGAUAUUGCUUAUGCAAGCUGUGAGUUUGAAAGGGAUUAGUACAUACACCGAUCAGCCAAGCAUUAAACUCACCUGCCUAAUUUAAGACCUCAGGUGGUGCCCAUGUUUUCUUUCAACACAACAAUUUCAAGAACUGACUUGUUCACUUGCUGUGUAAUAUGUAGCUCCAGCCACUGUAGCUAAGUAAUCAGUGUCUUUAAACUUCACCUGUCAGUGGUUUUAAUGUUAUGGCUGAUGGGUGUAUUGUUAGUAGUUUAAAAAGAGACUGAUAAAAUGAAAAAACACAUCAGUAUAUAUUUUCACUCUGGUCUGUGUGUGUCUGAUUUCGUCUAGACUGAGAUACUGUGAAUAAAUUGUAUUAAAGUUUGAA